AUGGCUACUGGGACUAUGAAGCAAUGGGUUCUGCAUGGCAAAAGGGGCAUCGACUCACUGAUCCUUGAGGAAACACCCAUUCCACAACCAGGGGAGAAUGAAGUCCUCGUCAAACUGCAUGCAGUGUCCCUGAAUUAUAGGGAUUUGAUGAUUGCCAAUGUGAGUACCACGUACCUUGCACCGACAUUCGAAAGACUUGAUGUACUCACUUAUAAUGCCAAGGGGGUAUACUACUGGAAGCAAUCCGACUCGGUCGUCCCUGUUUCGGACGGAGCAGGACAAGUCAUCAGCAUCGGCGCAAAAGUCAAACGAUUCACACCAGGGCAACGUGUAAUGCCCACUUUCUUUCAAGGGUAUAUCAGUGGCAACCUGACCGAAGAGCACAUGAACUCAGCUCUAGGCGCAUUACCCGACGGUGUUCUCCGCGAAUAUGCUGUCUUCAAUGAAGACAGUCUCGUGCGUAUUCCCCCCAGCCUUUCGUACGAAGAAGCUUCAACUCUACCCUGUGCCGGCCUUACAGCCUGGAACUGUCUAUAUGGAUCCCGCUCCCUUCGGCCCGGCGACACCGUGUUAACCCAGGGCACUGGCGGCGUAAGCACAUUUGCGCUCCAAUUUGCAAUCGCCGCUGGUGCCGAGACAAUCGCGACAACAGGCUCGGCGGAAAAGGAGCUGCGGUUGAAACAACUCGGUGUACAGCAUGUGAUCAACUAUCGCGAAGAUCCCGAAUGGGGCACAACUGCUAAACUGUUAUCGCUCGAUCAAAAGGGCGCCAACUAUGUGGUUGAGAUCGGUGGGCCAGGAACCCUGCACCAAAGCUCGCGGGCUGCUGCUGUAGGCGGCGAAGUGGCUAUUGUAGGAAUGCUUAGUGUAACGAAUGGCAAUGGCAAGGAAAUUGCGCCUUGGAAUCCGCAUGCUGCUGCUCAUAGUACCCGACGCAUCGCGGUUGGUAGUCGAUUGCAGUUUGACGAGAUGAACAGAGCGAUUGAGGUGAAUAAGAUCCGCCCGGUUAUUGAUCAGGUUUUUGAUUUCAAGGAGGCCGCGGAGGCGUUCAGAUAUGUCUGGGACGGAAAGCAUUCGGGCAAGGUUGUCAUCAAGAUUGCAGAGGAUGGAGAGAUCGAUAAGACUAAUACCUAUAUAAUGCUUCGUCCACGAGCUCUGACGCUCGUCACGGUCCGCGAAGAACUCGUCGAUUUAGUGACUCGCUGCGCACUCUCACUCGACGUCGACGACCGCGAACCAUUUCUUUCCGUCUGGACGAUAUCCGACCCCAAUAGUGUCGACGCUACCGUUGCAGGCGUUACUACAAAGGGUGUAGACAAAUUGUGUCGGACAUACUUCAACCUUGUCGGACCAAUGGAUACGCAUCAGUCAAUCGCGAGUAUCCGUGUGGAUAUCCAUGACGGUGGGAAAACGGCGCAGAUCACCUGCACGACAUUGGCUAGCAUUUCCGUGCUGGUGAUGCUUUAA
Molecule: messenger RNA, 1467 nt
Organism: Talaromyces amestolkiae
Lineage: Eukaryota; Fungi; Ascomycota; Eurotiomycetes; Eurotiales; Trichocomaceae
Exons: 2
Coding region: 1-1467 (488 amino acids)
Molecular function (GO): oxidoreductase activity
Source: RefSeq, a predicted model, not a curated record